CGACAACACAUCCUCGCCGUUUCCAUGACAACCUCCUCCAGUUGACUGGACGUCGGGAUGCUGCAUGCUAUGCUACGCUGUGCACACACCAUGGUGUAAGGAGACCUCCUUUGUUCCGUUCAGUAAAAACGACCCAAAACUGACAAAUGGACCGUGGCUUGAAGCGCCGGCAGGUGAAGCCCCUCGCCGCCUCCCUGUUGGAGGCCUUGGAUUAUGACAGCUCGGAUGACAGUGACUUUGAAGUGGGCGAUGCCUCAGCUUCAGACGUCACGGGCAUCGGGAGCGACGACGAGGGCUCCAGAGGCAGCGCGGCGGGCUCCGACAGCGACUCGGACCACGCCGCGUCGGCCCGCCGCGGCGUGGAGGAGGCCGGGAAGGAGCCGGUCACCUCGGACUGCGUGAUCGUGGAGGAGGAGAAGGGAAGGCCCUCCUCGGACGGCUCCGGCAAAGAACCCGCCGCCGCCAUGGCCGCCAAGGGCCGGCGCAAGAGCAGGAGGAGCUCGGACACGGAGGCGGCGGCGGGCAGCGGCGGCGAGGGCUCGGGGUCGGGCUCGGGGACCGGGGACGCGGACGGCAGCGCCGAGGCCGGGGCCGCCGCCGCCGCCGCCGCCGCCGAACCCAAGAAGUGGAACUUCCGCCGCAACCGGCCGCUGCUGGACUUCACCACCAUGGAGGACCUGAACGAAAUGGACGACUACGACAGCGAGGACGACAACGACUGGCGGCCGGCGGCGGGCAAGAAGAAGAACAAGGCGGCGGCGCAGAAAGGCCUCGGCGGCACUGAGGGAGAGGAGGGGGGGAGCGGGACAGACGACGACGAUGACGACGACGGGGACAAUGACGACGACGAUGAUGACGAAGACGGGGAUAACGAUGACGACGACGACAAGGAUGAGGACAAGGAGGGCAACAGCAGCAGCAGCGACAGCGACAAGGAGAUGAGCAAACCCAAGAAGAAGGCCAAGAACAACAGCUCCUUUGACGACGAGCUGACCAAUGACAGCACGUCCCAAGAAAAAGGCAACAAGGAUCCCUCGCUGGAGCUGGCCCAGACCUGGAGCGCCCAGCGGAUGGAGCACAUCCUGAUCUGCUGCGUGUGUCUGGGGGACAACAGCGAGGACGCCGACGAGAUCAUCCAGUGUGACAACUGUGGCGUGACGGUGCACGAAGGUUGCUAUGGCGUCGACGGGGAGAGCGACUCCAUCAUGAGCUCAGCCUCAGAGAACUCAACAGAACCCUGGUUCUGUGACGCCUGCAAGAACGGGGUGACCCCCAGCUGUGAGCUCUGCCCCAAUCAGGACGGGAUAUUCAAAGAGACGGACGCUGGGAGAUGGGUGCAUGUGGUCUGCGCCCUCUACGUUCCGGGGGUGGCGUUUGGGGACAUUGAUAAGCUGAGGCCAGUCACUCUGACAGAGAUGAACUAUUCAAAAUACGGGGCCAAGGAGUGCAGCUUCUGUGAGGACGCCCGCUUUGCCCGGACGGGCGUGUGCAUCAGCUGUGACGCAGGCAUGUGCCGGUCCUACUUCCACGUCACCUGUGCUCAGAGGGAGGGGCUCCUGUCGGAGGCGGCCGCAGAGGAGGACAUCGCCGACCCGUUCUUCGCCUACUGCAAGCAGCACGCCGACCGCUUCGACAGGAAGUGGAAGCGGAAGAACUACCUAGCGCUGCAGUCCUACUGCAAAGUGUCCCUGCAGGAGAGGGAGAAGCAGCUGGCCCCUGAAGCCCAGGCCCGCAUCACCACGCGGCUGCAGCAGUACCGGGCCAAGGCGGAGCUGUCGCGCAACACCCGGCCGCAGGCCUGGGUGCCAAGGGAGAAGCUGCCGCGACCCCUGACCUCCAGCGCCUCGGCCAUCCGGAAGCUGAUGAGGAAGGCGGAGCUGAUGGGCAUCAGCACGGACAUCUUCCCCGUGGACACGGCCGACACCAACGCCAGCAUGGACGGCCGGCGCAAGCACAAGCAGCCGGCGCUCACCGCCGACUUCGUCAACUACUACCUGGAGAGGAACAUGCGCAUGAUCCAGAUCCAGGACAACAUCUCGGAGCAGAAGAGCCUGAAGGAUAAGCUGGAGAGCGAGCAGGAGAAGCUGCAUGUGGAGUACAACAAGCUCUGCGAGUCUCUGGAGGAGCUGCUGAAUGUCAAUGGAGAGCUGCGGAGCCAAGGCCAGACGGUGUGGACGCUGCUGGGGAACAUUCUGGGCCAGAAGCUGAACGCCCCGGCUAUUCUGAAAGCCCCUAAAGAGAGGAAGCCCAACAAGAAGGAAGGCGGGGGGGCCCCCGGGAAGUCCUCCAGCCUCCCGGCCAUCCUCUACAGUUGUGGGAUCUGUAAGAAGAACCAGGACCAGCACCUGCUGCUGCUGUGUGAUACCUGUAAGCUCUACUAUCACCUGGGCUGCCUGGAACCCCCGCUCACACGCAUGCCCAAGAAGACCAAGAACAGCUACUGGCAGUGCUCCGAGUGCGACCAGGCCAGCAGCGACGAGGCGGACAUCGCCAUGGAGACGCUGCCCGACGGCACCAAGAGGUCCAGGAGGCAGAUAAAAGGACCAAUCAAAUUCAUCCCGCAGGAGAUGUCGCCGGAGCCUAAGAAACAUCAGAGAACACGGGGGCAGAAGAGGAAGAGGCCGCCCAUGUGUGAGGACCGAGACGACAAGAUCGAGGAACCGGCGCCACGGGAGCGGCGGCAGCGGCAGUCCGCACUGCAGAAGAGGCAGCAGCAGCAGCAGCAGCCGCCCAAAGCAGAAGACACGCGCACAGAGUGCACCACGUGCCAGGGCCCGGGCGACAACGACAACCUCGUCAGGUGUGACGAGUGCCUGCUCUGCUACCACUUUGGCUGUCUGGACCCCCCCCUGAAGAAGUCCCCCAAGCAGACGGGCUACGGCUGGAUCUGCCAGGAGUGUGACAACUCCUCCUCCAGGGAGGAAGAGGAUGAGCGACCAGAGGAGGAGGAUGAGGAGCGAGAGGAAGAGGAGGCGGGCAUUGUGAAAGAGGAGAUGUCUGAGCACCCAAUUCCAAUCUGAGCCGUGGCAGAGGUGAAUCCUCGUGAGCACGACUAACUAGCGUGCUAACGCCAGAGUGUUUCCUUCCUCGAUGACGGCACAAACACUACUCAACUCUACUCUACACUACUCUAAUCUACGCUCCUCUACACUAUUCUCCUCUACUCUACUCUACUGCUGUCUCCCGGACAGUCAUGUUCCUGGAGAACCAGCAGUGUUUGGUUUCAUGUACAUCAGAAACAUAUGACAGACAUAGCCCAUAGAGAACAGUAUAUUUUAGAACAGAAUGAAUGUUAACGCCUUCUAGAAAUGGGGAGAGCAUGAUAUUUUUUUAA
This is a messenger RNA of Gadus macrocephalus (Pacific cod), 3334 nucleotides long. RefSeq names its product PHD finger protein 14 (gene phf14). The transcript is spliced from 18 exons. The record is from RefSeq and is a predicted model, not a curated record. Gene Ontology annotation, biological process: regulation of transcription by RNA polymerase II. The coding region runs from base 147 to 3020 and encodes 957 amino acids. Lineage: Eukaryota; Metazoa; Chordata; Actinopteri; Gadiformes; Gadidae.